Messenger RNA from Haemonchus placei, 1518 nucleotides. NCBI's taxonomy places the organism in Eukaryota, Metazoa, Nematoda, Chromadorea, Rhabditida, Trichostrongylidae. The record is from the annotation of a GenBank genome assembly.
CUAGGAGAAGGUCCCGCUCAAGACCAAUCUUCGUGCCCUAGUCGCCCGUGUCCUUCAUGGUCUGAUUGGAGUGAAUGGUCUGAAUGUUCAGCUACAUGUGGCCAAGGCAACCAAGCUAGGACUCGAACAUGUGAGAACGGAUCGGACUGCGUGGGUUCGAACCGAGAAAUUCGCUUUUGUCAGCUAGCCAGCUGCCCCUAUUGGGAUGAAUGGAUGGAUUGGGGUGGUUGUUCGGUUACAUGUGGAAUGGGUGUUUGCGAGCGAAGAAGAAGGUUAGUUGUCUUGGACAAAAAUGAUGAAAUUUUCAAGGCUGAGGUUACGGCUGUGAAGUUAAUUUCAGCGUUACUGCAUUAUUGCAGGUGUAUAACAGAUGACCUAUUGAAUCUACCGAACUUGGAAGAACUCGAUGAAGCACUGUUUGAAAUGGACUACACUGUCAUAGUAGAUAUCGGACCCAAAAAGAUCCAACGAGUUGAUCUUUUGUGGCUACGACAUGCCACACAACAACAACUUACCUGUGGUGGCACAUGUAUUGGCUUAGAUGUCGACAGGAAACCAUGUGAUGCAGGCCCAUGUUGCUCAUGGGAGUCGUGGAACGAGUGGUCACCAUGUAUCGGAUGCGGCUCUCAGGCGGUUUCAAGACGGAGUCGAAUAUGUCAAAUCGAUGAAUCGCAUGGACCUCUGAAUGCUCCUCAAGUCAUGAGUCCGAUAAUUCCUGUGAACGCACGGAUCCGUCGCCAUGUAAUAUUUUCAGGAGCGCAAUGUUGCGAAGGAGAAGCCAUUGAAACGCGGCAAUGUGAUGUCGCUUGUGAUCGACCAUGUGAAUGGACGGAAUGGGGAGAAUGGUGUGGAUGUGCACCUUGUCGGGGAGGAAGAGAAGUGCGGCGGCGGUUCUGUGAGCGUGAUGGUCCACCAGGGAGGAAAACCAUCUCGCAAAAUGGCUGCAAUUGUCCUGGACCAGAUACAGAUGAGCGAGAUUCCGUGGCACGCGGCGCGUCAGCCCGCAAUUUUAGACGGACGUCCCAGUUUUCAUUGGAGCAUACAAUUUGCCGUUCUCUGUUUCAGAGUUGUCGUUGGUCAAAAUGGUCCGAAUGGAGCCAGUGUCGCCAUGACAAUAAACUUCGCCAGCGAAAUCGAUUUUGUAUCGGAAAUGAUGUUUUGGUCAGCGAUUGUGAAUGUAUGGGAUACUCGGUUGAAGAAGAACCUUGUGAUGUUUCAUUACUGACUGCACGUGUUGCUGGAAGUGAUCCGGACAUCCAUACGACUGGAAGAAGCUCGUAUGGUGAUCUUAGCAACGAAGAUGAGAAAAAGGUGAGCAGUGACUUGUGUAAAUGUGAAUGGACAAGGUGGUCACAAUGGUCGCUGUGUACGGUAACGUGUGGUACAGGCGAGCGUGUGCGAAAGCGGCGUUGUAGUUGCGGAGAUCUUCGUUGUGGUGCUGGAACGAGCCAAGAAACGUCGAAAUGUUCAGAAAUGAAAUGCGAUCGAAAAAUGCUGCCGAUGUUCAACAUCGAUUAG